Messenger RNA from Cynara cardunculus var. scolymus (artichoke), 1287 nucleotides. Its product is annotated as mitochondrial phosphate carrier protein 3, mitochondrial-like. NCBI's taxonomy places the organism in Eukaryota, Viridiplantae, Streptophyta, Magnoliopsida, Asterales, Asteraceae. Gene Ontology annotation, biological process: mitochondrial phosphate ion transmembrane transport. Gene Ontology annotation, cellular component: mitochondrial inner membrane. The transcript is spliced from 6 exons. The record is from RefSeq and is a predicted model, not a curated record. Gene Ontology annotation, molecular function: phosphate transmembrane transporter activity. The coding region runs from base 118 to 1179 and encodes 353 amino acids.
AGAACUCAUUGAGAGAUGUGCACAGUGAUUUCUGGAGCUUCAAUUUCGUUUGUUCACAGAGAGUAGGAGCGUAGCGCUCUGCAAGGAGGAACAAAGCGCACAAUCGUGGUAGUGUUAAUGGAUAACUCACGGCAGUCUGUGAUCCCGAUGUUCCUUUACUCGUCUUCCUCUUCCUCGAAGAAUCUCAUCCAGUUUGAGCUUUUGAUUGCGAAUCGAUGGAAUUCGUCUUCAUUUCCGGAGUCUCCGAGUGAGGUAGGUAAGAUGCAGGUGUUCUCGCCGGCUUAUUACGCAGCCUGUAGCGUAGGUGGCAUUUUUAGCUGUGGACUUACUCACAUGGCGGUUACACCGCUCGAUCUCGUCAAAUGCAAUAUGCAGAUAAACCCUGCAAAAUACAAUAGCAUUUCUUCUGGUUUUGGAACGUUACUGAAGGAGCAGGGAUUUAAAGGAUUUUUUACAGGCUGGGUGCCAACCUUGCUAGGUUACAGUGCACAGGGUGCUUGCAAGUUUGGGUUUUAUGAGUUUUUCAAGAAAACCUACUCUGACAUUGCUGGUCCAGAGAAUGCAGCCAAGUAUAAAACACUGAUCUACCUUGCUGGUUCGGCAUCUGCUGAACUCAUUGCCGACAUUGCUCUUUGUCCUUUUGAGGCCAUUAAGGUUCGUGUCCAAACAAAUCCUGGAUUUGCCAGGGGUUUAUCAGAUGGCUUCCCAAAGUUCAUUAACGCUGAAGGCACUGCAGGGCUGUACAAGGGGCUGGCACCUCUUUGGGGGCGACAGAUUCCAUAUACAAUGAUGAAGUUUGCAUCUUUUGAGACGAUCGUGGAGAUGCUAUACAAGCAUGCCAUCCCCACACCAAAGGAUCAAUGUAGCAAAGGUUUGCAGCUCGGAGUGAGCUUCGCUGGUGGGUAUGUCGCUGGUGUAUUAUGUGCCAUCGUUUCUCAUCCAGCUGAUAAUUUGGUUUCUUUCCUCAACAAUUCCCAAGGGGCUACCGUCCACGAUGCUGUGAAAAAGCUAGGUUUGUUGGGUCUCUUCACCCGGGGUCUUCCUCUUCGUAUUUUCAUGAUCGGAACCCUUACUGGAGCACAGUGGGGCAUCUAUGAUGCUUUCAAAGUUCUUGUUGGACUGCCUACUACUGGUGGUGCUCCUCCUCUACCUGCAAAAGUGAAUAGCCGCACAAACUAACAAAAUUUAGUGAUUCUAAGGCUUGGUUUUUGAUGGAUAAAUAACAUUUGGAUUUAGGUUAGUGUAGGGAUUUUUCCCAACUGGAAUCAUUUUUGUACAGGGUGUAUC